AGAUGUGAAAGCAUGUUUUGUCCUGCUGUUCUCUUAAAGGCUGUAAUGUUCAGAACUUUCAGUCACUUGAACGCAUCCAGCUCCUAAGGUGAUGAGGUGAAUCAACAGUUAGAGACAAAGCGUGGAAGCUGAGCCGCUCUCAGUGAGAACAGAGAACAUGGCUUCAUCCUUCCUCAGCUUCUCUCUCCUCUUCAUUAUGUCUACAGCAGAUGGGUUCCGAUGCUACACGGUGGCCCACUGUGACUUUAACUCCACUGAGCUGAAGGACAUCGAGUACAUCUACUCCGAUUACUACAACAGGCUGGAGAUUGUCAGGUUCAGCAGCAACGUGGGGCACUUCGUCGGCUACACUGAGUACGGGGUCAUGCAGGCCCGAGUGUGGAACCGGGGACCAGAGCUGACUGAUGCCAAGAGCAGGAAGGAGACGUACUGCAUCAACAACAUUGAUAUUGACUACGAUUCGGUUCUGACCAGGUCAGUUAAGCCUUAUGUCAGACUGUCAUCUAUGGCGCCCCCUGCUGGUCACCACCCCGUCAUGUUGGUCUGCAGCGCCUACGACUUCUACCCCAAACAGAUCAGAGUGAGCUGGACCAGAGAUGGAAAGGAAGUCUCCUCUGAUGUCGCUUCCAGUGCGGAGAUGGCAGACGGUGAUUGGUUCUACCAGAGCCACUCUCACCUGGAGUUCACACCCAGGUCUGGAGAGAAGAUCUCCUGUGUGGUGGAACACGCCAGCCUGAAGCAGCCUGUGGUUAUUGACUGGGAUCCGUCCAUGUCUGAGUCACAGAGAAACCAGAUCGCCAUUGGAACCUCAGGACUGAUCCUGGGUCUGAUCUUAUCUCUGGCUGGAUUCAUGUACUACAGGAGCAAGACCUCGUGUCGGAGCAGAGUCUGAAACCAGUUUAGUCAGUUUACAUUGAGUUUACCUUUCUGGAACAGUUUAUCUGUUUGUAAAGCAGGAGAUUUUCUGGUUCCCCUUAAUGAACUGCUUGUUUCACACCAGUUUAAACUGUUGAUCUGAUGUUGAUGUUGACCCUUGUCUCUUCUCUUUACACUAGGACAUAUUCUGGUUCUAAUUGAGCACGGUUCUGAUCCAGAACCUCUAUCUUAGCUAGAAGGAAAAAACACCUAUUUUCACAUCCACACAAACACUGCUGCCACCUGUCUAACUAAAGACCUGACUCUCUAAAGGUCCUACCAGUCUGAUACAUGUUUGGUCUUAACCGGAUUUAGGACUGUACUCUGCUGUUCCAUCUAUCCAUCUGCAGCUGCUUAUUUGCUUGGGGUCACAGGAGAGGCAAACUAUGCAAAGAAUGUCAGACUUCCCUCUCUCUGCAAACUUCCUCUAGCUCAUCCUAGGGGAUCCGAAGGCAUAACUAGUCCAGCACAGACAUACUCCCUCCAUCAUGUCCUGGAUUUUCCCCAGACUUUGGUGACUUGAAGCGCCAUCCAGACAACAACAGACCAAACACAUUAUGAGCAGGAUGACAGGGGUCUGCUGUGAUGGCCUUAAUUUUGCUAAGUGAGUGGGACCCAAAAGUCCUCUAAGGAGAGCAGAGGGAAACUUACUCUGUCUGUGUACAUAUAAAAGGUUUAUACUAUGUUUAGACCUUGUUCUGUUAUUUUGACAGUCUGCUCCCCCUUCUGGUCAUUCACAUUCACUUGACUGUCUAAGCAGAGCUCUGGUCACAUGACUAACCAGGAAAAAACUACACAGGACUUAUGAUUCUCUUCUCAUAAUUUACACUUGAUGAUUUUUACCAUUAACUGGUAAUUAACACGAUGAAUUAAAGAUUUUAUUCUAUUUUUUCAUCUA
Betta splendens (Siamese fighting fish) is the source of this 1813-nucleotide messenger RNA. RefSeq names its product H-2 class II histocompatibility antigen, I-E beta chain-like. Lineage: Eukaryota; Metazoa; Chordata; Actinopteri; Anabantiformes; Osphronemidae. The transcript has 6 exons. Gene Ontology annotation, biological process: positive regulation of T cell activation; antigen processing and presentation of exogenous peptide antigen via MHC class II; immune response. Gene Ontology annotation, molecular function: MHC class II protein complex binding. The coding region runs from base 158 to 892 and encodes 244 amino acids. Gene Ontology annotation, cellular component: MHC class II protein complex; membrane. The record is from RefSeq and is a predicted model, not a curated record.